Molecule: messenger RNA, 657 nt
Organism: Peromyscus californicus insignis
Lineage: Eukaryota; Metazoa; Chordata; Mammalia; Rodentia; Cricetidae
Gene: CUNH8orf82
Product: chromosome unknown C8orf82 homolog
Exons: 3
Coding region: 1-657 (218 amino acids)
Source: RefSeq, a predicted model, not a curated record
AUGUGGCCUCCUUGCAGGUCACUGCGCAACUUGGCUCCAGCCUUGGCGAGGUCGCAGGGAGCUCGGGCCUGCAGUGGGGACGAACGUGUCUCCUACACACAGGGCCAAAGCCCGGAGCCCAGAACCCGCGAGUAUUUCUACUACGUGGAUCACCAGGGCCAGCUUUUCCUGGAUGACUCCAAAAUGAAGAACUUUGUCACCUGCUUCAAAGACCUGCAGUUCCUGGUCACCUUCUUCUCCCGUCUGAGACCUAACCAGAGCGGGCGCUACGAGGCCUCCUUCCCCUUCCUCUCUCUCUGCGGCAGGGAGCGUAACUUCCUGCGCUGCGAAGACCGGCCCGUGGUCUUCACGCACCUGCUGGCCGCCGACAGCGCGUCCCCUCGCCUGUCCUACUGCGGCGGCGCCGAGGCCCUGGCCGUACCCUUUGAGCCGGCUCGCUUGCUCCCCCUGGCGGCCAACGGGCGCCUGUACCACCCGGCGCCGGCGCGCGCGGGCGGCGUGGGCCUAGUGCGCUCGGCCCUGGCCUUCGAGCUCAGUGCCUGCUUCGAGUACGGGUCUGGCUCCCCCGCGGUCCCCUCUCACGUGCACUGGCAAGGGCGCCGCAUCGCCCUAACUAUGGAUCUGGCCCCGCUGCUGCCCACUGCCCCGCCGCCCUGA